This is a messenger RNA of Cynoglossus semilaevis (tongue sole), 2549 nucleotides long. Its product is annotated as heparin binding growth factor. The transcript is spliced from 6 exons. The record is from RefSeq and is a predicted model, not a curated record. Lineage: Eukaryota; Metazoa; Chordata; Actinopteri; Pleuronectiformes; Cynoglossidae.
CACAACGCUAGGGGGCGCUGACUGUGAUUGUUCCAAUCCAUCAGGUGCUGGUGUCGCGUCGAUAGAGGGAAGCAGGUUUCAAUUUCAAAGCUCAAACCCAAACAGAGAGAGGGAAGGACCAGUGUACGGCGGGAUUAAGUGGUGGGACGUUAUUCAAACGUCCAUCCAAGCGCUGUUGAUAUCGAUCUUUUCAAACCCACGGAUAAAGUCGCUUGUUGCGUCUGCGCUUCAGUUUUAUAAUUCUGGAUUUGUCCGACAAAAGGAUCCCAAUCGUGUUUGUAACAGGUGAUUAAAACUAUUACCGUGUUUAUUCCCACUGUUAAUCUGACACAGCGAAGCAUUUCUGCAAGAAAAAAUGCCGAGAACCAACAGGCAAAGGGAAUACAAACCUGGAGACCUCGUGUUUGCUAAAAUGAAGGGUUAUCCUCACUGGCCUGCCAGGAUUGAUGAAUUACCCGAGGGAGCAGUGAAGUCACCUUCUAACAAAUACCAGGUCUUCUUUUUUGGGACACAUGAGACGUGUGUAUUUUUAAUCUUUUGCUUAUCGAAUUAAGCAUCUUAUCAAUGCAAGGAGAAGUUUGGGAAACAAAACAAGCGGAAAGGCUUUGCUGAGGGAUUGUGGGAGAUUGAGAACAACCCCACUGUCACACAUGAGGACUAUUUGUCAUCGAAGAAGGACAACGAUUCAGAAGAAGCAGGUGACACAGCCGGCUCAGAGAAAGCAGACGCAGAGGGGAGCAGUGACGAGGACGAGGGAGCCCUGGUCAUUGAUGAAAAGAACGAGAGGGGAGGAACCAAACGAAAAGCAGAGGAGUCCACAGAGGCAUCCCUGAAACGGCCAAAGGACUCAGUGGCAGAAGCUGACUCCAAAGACAACAAACCCAAGGCUGAGGCCAAGGUCAAUGAUGUGGCCGCCGCUCCAUCUCCAGAGAACGAUUCGAAAGUAGAGGCCCAGGAAAAUGCAGCAGCGGGAGGCCAACAAACAGCAGAUAAGCCUGUGACAGACAGUGCUUAACAACAACCCACGGGGGGGAAAAAAUCAAGAACUUUUGACACUUGGAAUUAAAGCAUCACCAUGGUAACCUGCUGGAUGCCAGAUUUCAGUUGUUUAACUGAUUUAAAAGAAUAAAUAAAUUUAAAAAAAUGUUAGUGUUUGUACUGAGGGAGGGAGAGAAAAGCAAAUCCUCAUUUGCCAUUUUUUGGGGUAUCAUAUAUCCCAAGAGACAAAGUUUGCUAAUCUGAUUUCAAACAUUUGAACUGAGCACUUUGGGGCUCCUUUCUAAUGGGAUUUCUGGUGUGUGUAUAUAUUUUUUAUUUCUAAGUGCAAUUACAUAAUUACAAAGACUCAAUGCUAGGUGUUAAAAACAUUUUUUUGUUUUCAGAUUACUGAAAGUAGACACUGAAUCUAUGGUAAAUUAAGCAGAAAAAAGAUGCAAGUAUAUUGGACAGAGAAUCUCCAUUAGUUUGUUUUAAACAUAGACAUUGACGUUCGGAGAAACAUAUAACAACAUUUUCUCUCAUGUUCUCAGCUUUGGUUUGACUCCUGUUGACUUUCUUCAGCAUUUGUUGCAAAAUAGAAUGCUUUGUUGCAGUUGACCAAAUUAUGUGACUCAUUGCCCCCAGAUCGUUGACCCAGCUUCUUUCCUAACCCCAUAUCUUUCCUAAACUGAUCAUUAAAAGCAGAAAGACAUUCCUGAGUGUUUUCUUGAAAUGUUCAAGUCAAGGUGAACAUUUUUGAGAGAAAAUUAAAAAUGGUUGCCACUUUUUUUGUUAAAAAAAAUUGUCGUGCAAACACUAUCUUUGUAUCCAUCUACGCAUCUCUCAUUUUCAUCAUGUCCUAUUAAUCUCGCAGCAGAUGUGUAAUUCUGAUUUGCACUGAAUUGCAUUGGAUUGAAUAAUUGAUUGUAUGAAAUAUCUCUAGUGUACAUUUUUAAAAACUGAUAAUACCAAAUGCAUCAUGAUCUAAUCUUUUUUUUUUAGAAAAUAAUUGAAUGUACAGAGUAGUUUGUCUGUAAAUGUCCAGGUUGUUUUUGUUUUGUUUUUGUUUGUUUUUUGCCUCACUAACUGGAAAACCUGUCUGCUUUUGGGUGUUAAACAAAUUUGUGAUCAAUAAAAGAUGUGUUGGAGUCAUAGUUUUGACAUGUUAAAGCUUGAUCGUGUGGUGAAGAUGUGGUGUUAUUUUUUUUUCAUUAUUAGUAUUUAAUAUGGUCCAUGUUUUGUUUCUUUCUUGAACAUUUGGCCUAAUUUACCAUGUUUUCUAGAUGUCAGUCAUUGCUUCAAUGUUUUGUAUUCGACAACAAGUCACGGACUGAAGUGAAAAACUGAAAGUAACUUUUCACUGUUGCCCACUUUACCACCAAAACCUCUAAAUAGAAAAUAUCAAAAGCUUCACCUGCAGUUCAGCCCAAGGGUAUAAUUUAGGAUUCAUGUGUAUUUCUGCAGUUUAGCUUUCUGGGUUCAUUUUGGAGGCUGCCAUUCAUGUUAAGCUGCUUCUUAGUUCAUAUGUGUAGAUGCCAUUUCAUUUAAUAAACCAGUUGAUUACACAAAAA